AUGGGGUUACAGGGCCAGAUGAGCGACUUGUCGUCCGACUCCAUCCCAAUCCUCCUCCUCGCCGUCGUCGCCACCUUCGUCAGCCACCUCCGCUCCUCCCUCUUCUCCUUCCUCCACUCCCUCGGCCUCUGCCGACGACCCGACCGCCGUGCUCCCCCCACAGACGACGGACUCCUCACCGCAGUCGGGUCAGGACUCGCCGGCCUCGCCAUCCUCGCCGAGCAGCUCAACCUCAACAGCCUCUUCUCCUACCGCUACGACCACAGCCGCCACCGCGAAGGCGCCGUCCCCGACUGCAUCGUCUGCUUGUCCGCCAUGAAAGACGGCGACCGUGUCCGCAUGCUCCACUGCCGCCACCUCUUCCACAAGCACUGCUUCGACGGGUGGCUCGACCAGCUCAACUUCAGUUGCCCUAUCUGCCGCUCCCCGCUCGUACACGAGGAGCGCGUGAACCAGACGCGCCGCCGCGUGGGGGGUGACCUUGUCAACUGGUUCUCGCUGCGCACCAAUUGA
Molecule: messenger RNA, 513 nt
Organism: Fragaria vesca subsp. vesca
Lineage: Eukaryota; Viridiplantae; Streptophyta; Magnoliopsida; Rosales; Rosaceae
Product: E3 ubiquitin-protein ligase RHA2A-like
Exons: 1
Coding region: 1-513 (170 amino acids)
Biological process (GO): protein ubiquitination
Molecular function (GO): ubiquitin protein ligase activity
Source: RefSeq, a predicted model, not a curated record